AUGGACGCAUACUGCAUAUUCUUGUGUGCAUGCUUGCCAAAUGAGACCUUGUACGAUCUUGCGUCAAUGGCUGUUGCAGAGUCUUCGGAGCUCUCGAAGCAGCCGACACCCCAACUUGCACAAGCUCGGAGUUGCAUCCAGCAAGCUGAACGCAGUAUUUUGCUGGGUGUGCCUUCAAGAAAGGAAGGCUCUCUUUUACCUGAAGAGGGCUGUCUUACAGCAGCUUCUGCAGCAUUCCGUUGGGUCGUCCGGCUUCCAGACAACUGUGGGGCACGCCACAUCGGGCCUUCUGUGGCCACCGCCGCAUCAUACCAAAUCGUGCAGGUCAUGGUGUCUGGAAAGUUGUCCGUGAAAACUACUAAAUCCCCAACGCCACCUCAGCUCACCUGCGGCUUCAUCCGACUCUGCUGCGGAAGUUGUGGACACACGGGCAGGCGUAGUCCGGCAUCUAUGGCUGAGAGCUGGUGA
Molecule: messenger RNA, 468 nt
Organism: Symbiodinium sp. CCMP2592
Lineage: Eukaryota; Dinophyceae; Suessiales; Symbiodiniaceae
Source: the annotation of a GenBank genome assembly